GGUUACCCACAUUAUCGAUGACGGUUUCGAAUGCAACUCACGUCACCCUGCGAAAUGUGGGCUUCAAUCUGUCCGGAAAUUUCACCUGCGAAGUGACGGCUGACGCACCGUCCUUCUACACCGGAGUGGCCACAAACGUGCUCACCGUUGUCGAGCUUCCUCACUCGCAGCCGACACUUUGGACCGAGCACACAAAAUACGACCCGGGAGAUAUCCUGCGGGCCAACUGCUCGACGCCUCCCUCGAAACCUGGAGCCACAAUCACGUUUCUGCUGAACAGUAUGACGGUGGGAUCUGAGCCGACGGUGCUGCAUCCGUCCCAUGACAACCUCCAUUGGGCGUCCAGGGAUCUCAACAUUCAGCUUCUACCGUCUCACUACGCGACCGGGCAGCUGAUACUGCGAUGUCUGGCCGAAGUCGGGACAAUCUACUCGGAAGUGUCCCAGGCACCACUAGAAAGCAGUCGGAAGGAACCGAUCCCCGAACGAGUGACAUCACCAAACGGAGCAUCUCGGCUUAGCGGAAACCGGCCACUAUCCCCGUGGACAUUCCUUCUAACAUUGGCCAGCAUCACACUGACAACGGUCCUACGAAUGGUCACAGCAAGUAGCCAAAGCCGCGGAAACUAUAGCACCGAUUCAACGGAGAACCACCUCUUCCGGGAGCAGUGCCGCCAGUGGAGCCAUCGGCAUGUCCCGUGCCGGCAUCCAAACGGAGCCAGUCCCAGCAGAUCCAUUCCAAGAUAGUGCGUCCGGAUGGUGGUCCGGAGUAACGAUUAAACCCAGUUAGUCAAAGUCUGUUAAGAGGUUGAUAUUUUUCGUUUUUUUUUUUCAAAUGCCAACUACAAAUGUGACAAAAAUGAACGAUACAUUCCUAAACAUUAGUUCAAUGAUAGGGAGAAAGAGAGAAUUUUCGCGGCACAAUCAAAGAUUGCGGUUUGAUACAAAUAGCUAAGGUGUAUUGUAAGUUGUAACUGUCCAAACAAUGUAUUGUAGAACAAGUUCUGUUCAAUGCCACAAAUGUAAACUGCUGAACGGGCCAGGCUUAUUGAUUCUCAAUAGGUGUAGGCUGUAGGUCACCUUCAUCCAUCUCGUGAGAUAAUCUCGAAAACUUUUCUGAAAUCAUUGGCUGCUAGCAUAAAAAAAAGACAAACUAUCUUUCAUAUUAUAGAGUAAAUGAAACAAAAAUAAACCAAAACGCACCAAAGGUUGUAUUGCGAUUAGAGUAGAAGCAGGAGAAUUGAGAUCAUCUAAAUAUGGUUUAAAAGGCUCGAAGAAAAAGGAAUGUGCUGAGAUUGGUUAAAAAAUUUUGUUGUGCUUCUAGGAUCUGUUCAGUUUCAAGUUCACAUUUCGGAAUCCAGAUUCAGAUUCAGAAUUCAGAUUCAGAAUUAAGAU
This is a messenger RNA of Uranotaenia lowii, 1394 nucleotides long. RefSeq lists its product as uncharacterized. The transcript is spliced from 6 exons. The record is from RefSeq and is a predicted model, not a curated record. Lineage: Eukaryota; Metazoa; Arthropoda; Insecta; Diptera; Culicidae. The coding region runs from base 18 to 746 and encodes 242 amino acids.